AAUAACCCAAAGAAAAAGUUGCACUUUUGACCAUCUUCUUCCUUUUCUACCUACAAAAGCUCACAUUCCCUCCUUUCUUGCCUUGAGAAAUCCUAAAACAAAACCCUAAUAAAAACCUAAAAAUCCCUUAAUUUUUUUGUGAAGCAUUUCACUGUACCUUACCCAACUUACCCACAUUUUCUCUUACUAUCCUUUUUCUAAAAUUCAAUAACACAAAAUUUUAUUUUUCCCACUAUCACUUAUUUAGCUUUAAUUUAGUUUUUGAUCAAAAUCCAAUCUUUUUCUUACCCACGUCAUGAUCAUUGAUUCUUGUCAUUGCCCAAUUCAAUUUUUAUCAUCAGGAUAAUGUAUGAUUGAUAAAUUUCACAUUUUGAUGUACAUGUUGAGGGGUAUUUUUUGAUGAGAAGUUCAAUAAUUGACCCCCUUGUAAACGGGAGUUGAUAGAUGGAUGGCAGUGGAGAGGCAGUGGAUGAUCAGGGUUCAGGAUGGUUUCAAGUGAAAAAGAAGCAUAGAAGUGGUGCAAAGUUUUCCAUACAAGGUUGGUCUAGGGGACUUUUGGGGAAGAAUGGUUCUAAUAUCACCAGUGAAAAAAAUGGGAAAGUUAAGAAUAAAACCCAAAUUCCAAAGAAAGGAGUAAACUUGUCUGUACACGGCCAAGGCAGUGUUGUUAGCUCUGUUUCAUUGGAUAUUGAAGUUGGAAAUGAUGCGUCCUGCUCUAAUAAAUCAGUGAUUAAACAAGAUACUAAAGACGAUGAAUCUCCAAAGUUGUCACAAUUGUUGGUUGCUAAUUCCAGUCCUAGAGCUGGAGAUGCUAAAAUUCUUUUAGAUGUGGUUCCUAAAAUUAAAUGGGGUGAUCUAGAGGAUGAUGUUUUGAUAAGGCAUCAUGAAAACACUUCACAAGGUGUUGCCAAAUGCAGCGGUACUGGAGGUAACUAUUUGGUGGCUACGAUGCAUGAUAACAAUUGUCAUCUGCACACGGAUUCUUCUUCUCUUACUGACUUAGAACAAAAUAAAUUGAGUGCAGAACCUGCAGAUGAUACAUCUCAUUAUGAAACUAUCUCAGUGACUAACAAGGAAGAUAUGAUUGAAGCAACUUGUAAAGAGGGGAGUGGAAGCUCUUCAAAUCAUACGGAAGUACCAAAUUCAAAUGGAAAAAUUAGUGUUCCAAAUGAUGUUGGAGACUGCAAGAAUGUCGAUAAUGAAUCUUUUAAAACGACAGACAAUCACUUGAGUUCUACAUGUCGCUCGGGUGAGGCUGAGGUAGUGUUGAAAAUUCAGAUGCCUGUUGUUCUAUCUGAGGUAAAUGAUUCUGAUAUUCCAAACGUACCUAAUAAGAUUAGAAAUUCAGCAAUGAUUUUACAGGAGAGUGAGUCGGAGCUUACAGAAAAUGGCGAGCCUGAAAUUUCCACGGAGGCUGAUAUAGUGGUGAAACUUCAGAUGCCUGUCAUAUCUGCAGAAAAUGAGUCAAAACCCUCCGAAUUACAAAUCACAAAUGGGAAUUGUGGCAGUGUGGUGAUUCCCUUGGAUAGUGAAUCAGUUUGUCUUGAAAAUACUGAUUCUGAAAUCUCCAGCGAUGCAGGAACAGUGGUAAAGAUUCAGUUACCUGUUAUAUCUGAGGUAAAUGAGCCACAAAUCUCUGAAGUUUCUGUCAGAAAUAGGAAAUCCAGCCCGGCAUUAGUUGCCCGGGAUAGGAAGUCACUUGCAAGGGAGAAGUAUGGAUCUGAAAUAUUAGGACAAUCUACCAAAAUAGCUCUUGUUGAAGGCUGCAGCAAUCCACCUGAUACAGCAGUAAAUAAUGAGCUGUUGAAGGCCCACACUGUAAGCCCCUUCGAAGAUGGUGGCACAAAUGAAAGCAAAGAAAGGUUUAGGGAACGGCUCUGGUGCUUUCUGUUUGAGAAUCUUAACAGGGCUGUUGAUGAACUUUACCUCCUUUGCGAGCUAGAAUGUGAUGUAGACCAAAUGAAAGAGGCUAUACUUGUUCUUGAGGAGGCAGCAUCUGAUUUUAAAGAUCUGACUACUCGAGUUCAGGAGUUUGAGAAUGUGAAAAGAUCCUCUUCUCAAUCAAUUGAUGGGAUCCGAACUCCUUUGAAGUCUGACCAUCGUAGGCCACAUGCUCUUUCAUGGGAGGUUCGAAGAAUGACUACUUCACCUCAUAGAGCUGAGAUAUUAUCUUCAUCUUUGGAGGCUUUUAAGAAGAUUCAGCAAGAAAGAUCUGACAUGCUUGCAGCUAACGACGAAAAAGCUUUUUUGGCUGAGCCUUUAAGUCGUCAUCAUGUGCCUGGUAAUAAUGUGAGGAAAUUAGCAGGGAAAAGUGACGGUAAAGAUCCAAUUGUGAAAUCAAAGAAACAAAAUGGAUAUUCAGAUCCUUCUCAAGGUAGCUUGAGUGGUGAUAAGCGGUCUGUUGAAUCAGGCAGAUCCAAUAAAGUAAAUUCUUCUGUGAACAAUCGUGACCAUCCUUAUAACUCUUCUUCAUCUGAUAUCAACGUAUCUUUAUUGUCUUCUAGAGACAUUUCUGCUCUCUCUGGCGCUGGAAAAAGCAAAAGAGAAUCUGAAGCAGAAAAACUGCUUCAUAAGAAAGAGAGAAUAUCGGUAGAAAGUGCUGUUGAGAAAAACCUAAAAUUCAUGGAUCCACUGCAGAAACAGAUUCCUAUUGCAGAGAAAGAUAAGGAAAAGAGAUGUUCUACUUCAUGGAAAUCAAUGUAUGCAUGGAAGGAGAAGAGGAACUGGGAGGACAUACUUUCAUCACCUUUCCGUGUCUCAUCUCGCGCGUCACAUUCUCCAGGUUUGAGCAGAAGAAGUGCUGAGCGCACACGCAUUUUGCAUGAUAAACUAAUGUCACCUGAGAAAAAGAAGAAAACUGCUUUGGAUCUAAAAAAAGAAGCUGAAGAAAAACAUGCACGGGCUACGAGAAUCAGAAAUGAGUUGGAGAAUGAAAGAGUUCAAAAGCUUCAGCGAACUUCUGAAAAAUUGAAUCGAGUAAAUGAAUGGCAGGCUGUGCGCACUACGAGGUUACGAGAGGGAAUGUAUGCACGGCAACAGCGCAGUGAAUCCCGACAUGAAGCUUUUUUAGCCCAAGUCGUGAGGAGAGCUGGUGAUGAAAGCAGUAAAGUUAAUGAGGUUCGCUUCAUUACUUCUUUGAAUGGCGAAAAUAAGAAGCUUAUGUUGCGUCAGAAACUUCAGGAUUCUGAGUUGAGGAGAGCUGAAAAACUUCAAGUGAUAAAAAUUAAACAGAGAGAAGAUAUGGCUAGAGAAGAAGCUGUUUUGGAAAGAAGAAAACUCAUUGAAGCGGAAAAGUUACAGCGGCUUGCUGAGACGCAGAGGAAAAAGGAAGAGGCUCAAGUCAGGAGAGAAGAAGAACGCAAAGCAUCAAGUGCGGCACGUGAAGCAAGAGCCAUUGAGCAGCUUCGGCGGCGGGAGGAGCGAGCCAAGGCCCAGCAAGAGGAAGCUGAACUAUUGGCUCAAAAACUAGCUGAGAGACUUAGUGAGAGUGAACAGCGUCGCAAGUUUUACUUGGAACAAAUACGAGAGAGGGCAUCUAUGGAUUUCAGGGAUCAGUCCUCACCUUUAAUCCGCCGUUCUAUAAUCAAGGAUUUUCAAGGCCGGUCAACGCCAACUAACAAUGGCGAAGGGUACCAAGAAAACAGUGUAGCAGGUACAGGAGGCUCUACUCUUGCCCCAGGAAAUGGCACUUUGCAACACUCUCUGAAACGGAGAAUUAAGAAGAUUCGGCAAAGACUUAUGGCUCUAAAGUAUGAAUAUUCUGAGCCUUUAGCUAGCUCUGAGAAUGGUGGUAUUGGUUAUAGAACUGCAGUGGCAACUGCAAGAGCAAAACUGGGAAGGUGGCUUCAAGAACUUCAAAGAUUACGACAGGCAAGAAAAGAAGGAGCCGCAAGCAUUGGUUUAAUAGCAGCGGACAUCAUCAAGUUUUUGGAGGGAAAAGACCUUGAGCUGCAGGCUUCUCGACAGGCUGGUUUGCUUGACUUUAUUGCUUCUGCACUUCCUGCUUCUCAUACAUCAAAACCUGAAGCUUGCCAAGUUACAAUACACCUUUUAAAGCUUCUGAGAGUAGUACUAUCUUUGCCCACAAAUCGCAGUUAUUUUCUAGCACAAAAUCUUUUACCCCCUAUCAUCCCUAUGCUGUCUGCAUCCCUUGAGAACUAUAUAAAAAUGGCUGCAUCUUUGAAUGUUCCUGGGACCUCCAACUUGCCGUCCAGCAAAACAUCCGCUGAAAACUUUGAACCAAUAUCUGAUGUGCUGGAUAAUUUCUUAUGGAUUGUCGGAACUGUUAUGGGUCAUAGAAGUUCUGAUGAGCGGGAACUUCAAAUGCUUGAUGGAUUGCUGGAGCUAUUGACUGCUUACCAGGUUAUUCAUAGGUUGCGAGAUCUUUUUGCACUCUAUGAUAGGCCUCAGGUGGAAGGAUCACCCUUUCCUUCUUCCAUUCUUUUAAGUAUACAUCUUUUGGUGGUUUUAACAUACAGACCCAAAACCACCAAUUGCAUUGAUUGGGAUUUAUCUCCAGCGGGAACAGCAUUUGAAUUUGAAAAUAAAAUGUCCAAACCGGCAGAUACUGCGCCUGUUGUGCUCGACUCAGCAAAUUUGACUUCUGAAGAUUCCCGACCUCCAUUGUCUGUAUUAAAUGGUAGUGAACCUGUUACGCCUCCAGAUGUAUUAGAGGAUAGACAGAAUGAAUCAUGUAAUUUAAAUAGAAGUGACGAAUUAUUAUUUAAUUGCAAAGAUGGUGAAAGGAAUCCAACUUGCUGUUCAGAAGAGUUGAAUGAUUCUAACGUUAGACUGAGAGAUGUUCCGGACAGAACUCGAGAAAUUCUGGUUGAGGAGAAGGAUGAUAAACACAUGGUCAAUGUUAUUGUAGAUCAGAAGAGUGAUAACAUGUUGAGUCCGAAACAACCAGUAGCCUUUCUUCUUUCAGCCAUUUCUGAAACUGGACUAGUUAGUCUUCCCUCUCUGUUGACAUCUGUGCUACUGCAGGCAAACAAUAGAUUGUCUAUUGAGCAGGGUUCUUAUAUCCUUCCAUCUAAUUUUGAAGAGGUUGCAACUGGGGUGCUGAAGGUUUUGAACAAUUUAGCUCUUUUGGAUAUUAUAUUUAUGCAGAGAAUGCUAGCCAGGCCAGACUUGAAAAUGGAAUUUUUCCAUUUGAUGAGUUUUCUUCUUUCUCAUUGCACUAGCAAAUGGAAAGUGGCCAGCGACCAGGUUGGGUUACUUCUGCUCGAGUCGCUUUUGCUUCUUGGCUAUUUUGCUUUGUUCCACCGUGAAAAUCAAGCAGUCCUACGGUGGGGAAAGAGUCCUACCAUACUUCACAAGGUAUGCGAUCUGCCAUUUGUUUUCUUCAGUGAUCCGGAGCUGAUGCCGAUUUUGAGCGGCACGCUAGUUGCUGCCUGCUACGGGUGUGAGCAGAACAAAUCUGUGGUUUUGCAAGAGUUAAGUAUGGAUAUGCUGCUUUCUUUGUUAACAUCUUGUAGAAAUGUUCCGCUGGAAAAUUCGUUAUUCGAGGAUUCUGGAGAAAAUAAUCAGCAGAAUUCUGAACAUAGAAAAAUUCACGGAGAAGCUGCCUUAAGAUCCGGCCGUUACACUGCCAAAAGCACGAGGGUUGCUUCGGGAAAAGGUUGUGCUUUAGUAAAUGGUAUCAGAGGUGGCAAGACGAAAAGCCAAAGAGAUUGCAAAACAACAAAAUAUAAUGAAGAUUCUCUGAAACAUAAUCCGGUGGCUCCUGAAGCUUCUGUUAUGCUGCAUUGUAGAUUCCCAAGUAGUUUUAUUGACAGAGCAGAGCGGUUCUUUUCAGCAGGAAUAAAUGGGGGUGAAGUUUGAUUCAAUCAUAACACUUUAACAAAUGCUAUAUGGCAUACACAUCAAAUUUCUGUAGGCAAAUAAUCACCAUAAGUGCCCUGGACGAUUUUUGUCCGAACUGCGGCCGAAUGAUUAGCAGACACCUGACAUAUGCAAUAAGUUACUUAUUAUCUAAUGAUCUGACUUCUGAUGCAUUCCAACUGCGGUACUAACGGAAGGUGCAAUGGAGAUGACUGGAAUAUGGUAGCUGGUACACACGGGAAUUCUCAUCACUCUGUAAAGUUAUAAGAGAUUAACUAGCUUCUGCGCUUUUUAAGCUGCAUCUUGUUUGAAACUGAAAUCAGAGGCUAGUUGAUGUAUGUUAUAAAAUUGUAUGAUAUGACAAGCUUCUUUAUUUAAA
Mercurialis annua (annual mercury) is the source of this 6202-nucleotide messenger RNA. RefSeq lists its product as uncharacterized. NCBI's taxonomy places the organism in Eukaryota, Viridiplantae, Streptophyta, Magnoliopsida, Malpighiales, Euphorbiaceae. The transcript is spliced from 8 exons. Bases 445 to 5823 code for a protein of 1792 amino acids. The record is from RefSeq and is a predicted model, not a curated record.